This is a messenger RNA of Penicillium waksmanii, 915 nucleotides long. RefSeq lists its product as uncharacterized. Bases 1 to 915 code for a protein of 304 amino acids. NCBI's taxonomy places the organism in Eukaryota, Fungi, Ascomycota, Eurotiomycetes, Eurotiales, Aspergillaceae. The transcript has 2 exons. The record is from RefSeq and is a predicted model, not a curated record.
AUGAUCGAGCUUUCGAGAUUUCUGCGGGGGGGCCAGUAUCAGGCUCUGUCAGAUGAGCGACGCGCCCAUGUCAACCAGCUGAUUCAUGAUCAGCGGCAUCAAGACCCCUCUGUCGAGUGGAGCUGUGCGUACGCAAAAGAACACAGAAGGGUUGUCAAUGACCGUGAUACUGUUGACCGUGACCAUGGGACUGUUGCAAUGACAGUCAUACUCAUGCAAAGGCCUUUUAAUACCGGCAAUGCCUACCUGAGAACCCCGAUGGGUGAUUUGGUCGACCUUAAAAUGCCUGUAUACCUCAAUGGGCAGGGGCAUUAUGUGAGGGUUGCAGCAGCAGCAACGUCUGGUGCUUCAAUAGGCCACGAGCUUCCCCACGGCUUCGCCAUGGGCCGUAAGUAUCAAAACUCCAGCCUGCCGCAGAUACAGGAGCGAGCCAGCAUGACCUGCCUGCGAAAAGCGCUCUCCGGCCGUCAGCCAAGAAUGACGAAUCGAUGCGCUCUACCAGAAGGAAGCGCGAGGUCUCAUAUGGAGCAGGAUAAUGAAGAUGAGGACGACACUGAAGAGACCGAUAGUAAAGCAGACAAUGACCGUGGAUGCGCUGGAGCGCACAAUCAAUACAUUUGUGCCCACGUGGCUCCCGACAAUCCAGACUGCGAAUUCACCCGUGGAGGACAGUCAUUGCGAGGACAACGCUCCAAGCAUGAUCGUCGUUUGGUUAAAUCGCGGGUCGCUAUGGCCUUCAGGAGCCAAAUGCGAGUGCGGACCAAACGACCAGGGAUUCAAAAGCCGAAGUAUAAAUGGAUCAAAGCCCGUCAGAUUUCUAGCCAAACACAUUUUUGUCCGUUACAGAAGGUAUCGGAGGACGCGGCUCAUGAAGAACUAAGAAUAAUUGGAUGUCAACGUCGCAAUUCUUGUUGA